GCUCCACAGGCUCAAAAGGCGUCGAUCGUCUCAGUCUCCGGUGCGUUGCCAAUUUAUUUCGAGCAGAGCUCAUGAAGUCCAGAUCACAACUGAUGUCCCCAAGGGUUGCAGCCCUGGUGCUGCUGUUGGGCUUCACGGGCUUCUACACUUUCGUCCUCGGCUCGCCACGGGCAAAUCUUCCAAGGCAGGACCCAGAAGCUAGCGGAGUCAAUGGAAUCAACGGAGUCAAAGGAGAAGGAAAUAGUAAAGAUGCAGCCGAUGCAAUUGGCAAAAGCCAAACUUUGGCCCAUUGUUUGGGCUUUGGUGCAGCCCUGUUGGCACUGGCCAAGAGCUUUGCGAAGGCAGUCCCUUUGCGAGGAAAGCGUGGCCAGGCGGUGAGGUCAACACCUUCAAGUGGCUUUGGAGGCCUUUGGAGGUCUGGACCCUUGUCAUCAGGUGGCUCCAGUUUUCUUGGCUCAUCCAUGGCCGGAUCAGUCACGGUGGCUGCGCCAACUGCGCCAAAGCGCGGUGCUCUGUCGUCCAUGACCAUGAUGUUCGAACGUUUCAAUGAGAAGGCCAUCAAAUCCGUGAUGUUGGCACAGGAAGAAUCGCGACGUCUCAAUCACAACUUCGUGGAUGUGGAGAUGCUGCUGGUGGGCGUGAUUGCUGAGAACUCCAGCAUUGCUGCGAAGGUCAUGAGAAAGAUGGGGGUGCAGCUCAAGGAUGUGAAAAGGAUCAUUCAAGAGCAAUUGGGCCAAGGAGAGGGGCCUGUGAAGGUUGAAAUUCCCUUCACUCCAGAAGCGAAGCAGAUCCUUGAGAAUUGCGUUGCAGAAGCGCAGAGCUUGAAUUCCAAUGCGAUCGACACUGCGCACAUUUUGCUAGCUCUUUGCAAGGACCCUUCAGGAAAGAUUCAGAAGUGCCUGGAGAAGCUCAAUGUGGAUGCGAAAAAGAUCCCUGAGGAGAUCAUUAAGGAACUCCAGGACAAGGAUGAAAAGGUGGCUGCUACUCAACAAGCCAAAGGAGGUCCAGGUGGCAAGAACGCCACGCUUGAAGAGUUUGGACGCGAUUUGACCAAGGCAGCAGCUGAGGGCAUGAUGGAUCCAUUGGUGGGCCGUGAGGCCGAGAUUGAGAGGACCAUUCAGAUCUUGGCCCGGCGCCAGAAGAACAACCCAGUUCUCAUUGGUGAGCCCGGUGUGGGCAAGACAGCCAUUGCCGAAGGCCUGGCCUACAAAAUUGCCACCUCAGAUGUGCCAGAGAUGCUCGAGGGGAAGCGCAUCGUUCAGCUGGAUUUGGCCAUGUUGCUGGCUGGCACCAAAUACCGAGGUGAAUUUGAGGAGCGCCUGAAGAAUGUCAUCAAAGAGGUCUUGGACUCGGAACGAAACAUCAUCCUGAUGAUUGAUGAGAUCCAUACCUUGGUGGGUGCUGGUGGCACUGGUGAUGGUGGUGGAGGUGGUGCCAUUGACGCUGCCAACAUCAUGAAACCGGCCUUGUCCCGUGGAGAACUUCAGGUCAUUGGAGCCACCACCAAUGAGGAGUACCGCAAGUACGUUGAGAAGGACAAGGCGCUGGAGCGACGCUUUCAGCCGGUGAAGGUGCCGGAGCCCACGGUGGAAGAGACCGUGCAGAUUCUGAAAGGCUUGGCCCGGAAGUACGAGGCACAUCACAAGUUGAGGUACUCGGAAGAGGCCUUGGAGGCUUGCGUCAAGUUGGCCUCGCAGUAUGUCCAGGAUAGGUACCUACCUGACAAGGCCAUUGAUGUGAUGGAUGAGACAGGUGCCAGGGUCCAGCUGAGACAAAAUGCAGACAUCCCACAGGAAGCCUUUGAGGCCAAGAAGGAACUGCGGGAGAUGGAGGCGAAGAAAGAAGAUGCAGUCCGUGCUCAGAACUACGAAGAGGCAGGCAAGUGCAAGGAAGAGGAGAUUAAGCUGAAAAAGAAGAUCCGAAAGUUGAUCAAGGAGGCAGAAGAGCGUCCGGAGGAGCCUGAACCUACGACUGCUGGGGCAGUCCAGGCAGCAAGUGCUGCACCUGUGGUGCAAGAAACGACCACAGUAGUUGAGGAAGAGGAAGAAGAAUUUGUGGAAGAAAUUCCUGUAGUCCUUGAAGCAGAUGUGGCCCAGGUGGUCUCCAAAUGGACCGGUGUACCUGUGGAGAAGGUAAGCAGUGACGAGUCUGCCAGGUUGGUCCAGUUGGAGGAGAUCUUGCAUGACCGGGUCAUCGGUCAGGAGGAGGCCGUCACUGCAGUGGCCAAGGCAGUUCGCCGUGCACGCUCAGGAUUGAAGAACCCGAAUCGGCCCAUUGCGUCCUUCAUUUUCUGUGGCCCUACGGGUGUUGGCAAAACCGAGCUGUGCAAGGCCCUUUCUGCGGCCUACUUUGGAAAGGAAGAUUCGAUGAUCCGCUUGGAUAUGAGUGAAUUCAUGGAAAGGCACACCGUCUCCAAGCUGAUUGGUAGCCCACCUGGCUACGUUGGAUAUGAUGAGGAAAGCCAGUUGACGGAUGGAGUGCGCCGCCGACCUUACAGCCUCGUGCUCUUUGAUGAGGUGGAGAAGGCUCACCCCGAUGUUUUCAACCUUUGCUUGCAGAUUUUGGAGGAUGGUCGCCUGACAGACUCGAAGGGUAGAACUGUUUCCUUCAAGAACACCCUCAUCAUCAUGACCUCCAACGUGGGUGCCAAGAACAUUGAGAAGGGCUUGCUGGGUGGUGGAGGUCUGGGUUUCUCGGGCUUGGAGGAUGAUGUCGACACCUCCAGCUACCAAAGGCUGAAAACCGUGGUCCAUGACGAACUCAAGAACUUUUUCCGACCAGAGUUCCUCAACAGAUUGGAUGAGAUCAUUGUGUUCAAGUCUCUCAACAAGCAGGAAGUGGCACAAAUUGCAGAAUUGGAGUUCAAGAAGGUCUUCAAGCUCACCACUGAGAAGGGCAUCAAACUUUUGUUGACCGACCGGUUCAAAGUCAAGGUGGUGGAUGAAGGAUUCAAUCCGGUCUAUGGAGCACGUCCACUGAGACGUGCCAUCACCAGACUCUUGGAGGAUCAACUGGCCGAAAGUUUCUUGGAGAUGCCGGCCACGGAGGGCGAAAAUGUCAUCGUGGACUUAGACAACGAUGCACAGGUCCGAGUCCUGAGACAACAGGAGGAGCCCGAGUUAAACGGCCAGUCAACGGAGUCUGAGUCCACGCCUACCAAGGUUGCUGAGCCCACCGCGGCAUAGAACUCCACACUGUUUUGAUCUUUCCAUGUGUUGAAAAAGAGCCAAA
Messenger RNA from Cladocopium goreaui, 3231 nucleotides. The record is from the annotation of a GenBank genome assembly. Lineage: Eukaryota; Dinophyceae; Suessiales; Symbiodiniaceae.